AUGUCUGCCCUCUUUCCAGUCGCAGAGUAUGCCGAAGAUCAGCCACUAUCACGCACCAUCCUGACCACGCACGUCUUACAUCGCGGCUUUCAAUCAGGUGCUGCAGUGGGAAUCCUUGUCGGUGGAGUACGAUCUAUACUGCCAUCCAAGACAAUAUCAAACUCCAUAUCAGUAAAACAGCAUCCGCAGCGGAAUAUUUCGUCUUUGAUUCCUAGAACAGGAGGUGGAGCAGGAGGGGGUGUUGUUCCAUUCAAAGCCGACGCCAACAUGUCUGGUUUAGCAAGGCAAUUCUUUUCUACAACAUCUACCGCCUUUUCUUCAUCCACCUCCCCUGCCUCCAUCUCAGGUUCAGCCCUCCAACCUGCAACUAGCGCCCUGAUCCUCCGCAGCACUGGCGUCGGUUCUCUAAUCGGUUUCUCCGCUAUGGCUAUCAUGCUUCCUUUCUACAUGCGUGGUAAAGAGAAGAUUGAGUGGCAAGACCGUGCCUAUCGCCUACUUCACAACAAGGGCCAGGUCGAGAUGGAUAAUUAUAGCCUUGUCGGGGCAGGGGGAGCGCUUGCUGUGGGGUGGUACCGGGGCGGCGGGGUGAACGGAUUGGGGAAACAAGGGUGGAAAAUCGUGCUCGGACACGUCGGUGUAGGGAGUCUCGUCGGUGUAAGUAUCGGUGUGCUUGGGAAUGAAAUUCUACGAGGAAUGAAGAAGGAGGAGUAG
Rhinocladiella mackenziei CBS 650.93 is the source of this 711-nucleotide messenger RNA. RefSeq lists its product as uncharacterized. The record is from RefSeq and is a predicted model, not a curated record. The transcript has a single exon. The coding region runs from base 1 to 711 and encodes 236 amino acids. Lineage: Eukaryota; Fungi; Ascomycota; Eurotiomycetes; Chaetothyriales; Herpotrichiellaceae.